Molecule: messenger RNA, 1086 nt
Organism: Malaya genurostris
Lineage: Eukaryota; Metazoa; Arthropoda; Insecta; Diptera; Culicidae
Product: protein Exd1 homolog
Exons: 3
Coding region: 1-1032 (343 amino acids)
Biological process (GO): nucleobase-containing compound metabolic process
Molecular function (GO): 3'-5' exonuclease activity; nucleic acid binding
Source: RefSeq, a predicted model, not a curated record
AUGGACAAACUGGACUUAUUUAAAGGGCAAAUUGUACUUCUCGAGUUGGAAGAAGAAUGUGUAAUUGGCGAGAUAUUACACAUCGGGGCAAAAAAGUCAUUUGUGCGGUUGCAAAACGUUCGCGACUUUCAAAGUAAUUUACCGAUUUGUGGCAAUCAAGACUAUUACAGCUCCGAAAUUAGAAACAUUAAGAUCAUAGAACAGAGUAACCCAUCUGAAACAAACAGUACGAGUGAGAUUGUAUCAUCGAUUGCCGCUCUGUCUAUCACCCGUAUUGAUCUGGAAGAUGUUCAGCAGAUAUUCGAUCAAAUAACUGCUCACGUUUUCAUACAUCAAACCGACAUAAAAUACCACGACGCAAUAAAAUACUUGAAAACCCAAAAACUAAUUGCUUUGGCCAUGGAAGGGAUUGCUGGUGGUCGGCAUGCCACCGCACCAUCGCUACUGUCCAUUGCCACCACGGAGAGAAUCUACGUGUUUGACGUCAUGUGGAUGAAUAUAACGAAUGACCUGAAAGCGAUUCUGGCUAGUUCGAAGGUUCGUCGUGUUGUUCACAACGGUCGAUUGUUAGAGGAUGUGCUGAAACAUCGAUAUGGAGCUCCUCUGGGAAAGUGCUUCGAUACGUUGGUUGCUCAUAUUGCCACAACCGAAAACUACGACGACCGGAACGAGCUAACCAUUCAACAGUGUUUGUCUAAGUACUUGAAUUUACCGAGCAACUUUUUCAAUGGAACUGUAACAUUUGCCAAUCGGCCGUUGAAUGAUAUCCAGCGCAAGGCAGCUGCCAAAAAUGUCGCCUUUCUACUAACGUUACAGGACUACCUCGUUCACGAAGUGAUGUUGGAGUCAUUUUAUCGCAGCUGCAACCGAUAUGGAACAAGUUUAGCUGGUGGGGAUGAACACUUCACGAGUAUUAUGAAACUAUCCAAAGGACGAAAUGAAGAUUUGAUCGAAAUUGACCGGUUUAAAUUAAACAUCAUAAAGCGCCCCAUCACGAAUACGAAUGUACUGCCGCGGUCUAGAGCUGAGUGAGCUAGUAAUGUUGAUUUUUGUUUCAUUAAAGUGUGUGUGUUUGACUGGUCAUUA